This is a messenger RNA of Hymenoscyphus albidus, 384 nucleotides long. The record is from the annotation of a GenBank genome assembly. NCBI's taxonomy places the organism in Eukaryota, Fungi, Ascomycota, Leotiomycetes, Helotiales, Helotiaceae.
AUGUCCUACCCCCAAAAACUCCUCAUUAACAAAAGAUCCUCUCUUCACUAUCUCCUCAGCGAUAUACCCCCGGUUCUGCACUCCUUGCAAAAUCCGGAUUUUGCGGUAAUGUCACUUGAGCUUCUCUCCUGCAAGAAGUAUACGAAGAAUGGCAAUAAAGUCAUCAUCAAAGUCUCAAACAGAUCCUGCAUCUUCCACUCAGAACAAUGGUUGCGGGAUACGAUAUGUGAUAAAGUGGGGUUUCGAAUGUAUGUAUGUGGUUUUUAUCAACAGUCCAAGCAAACCGCGGUGGUAGUGAGUGUGGACAUUGAGCAACAGAAAGCGGGGAAGACUGUCAAAGUCGACUGGCAAGUUGGUGAUUUGGUUAAACCCAAGAUCUCGUAG